AUCUUCUACAAACAUUACUGACCUUGAACAAUAUUAUAACGUGAUACAUUUCUCGGAUUGUAACGCUAAACUUGUAUAUGCCUGGGUUUUAUCGAAUUGGUAGCAAGUAAAACUAAGCAGGGAAAAAAUUCAUUUAGUUUUCGGUAUUAACUCAAUGUGUAUAAAUAUUUAUAAAUUACAAAAUGUAAUGAAAGCUUAACUAGCAAAGGUUAUUUUUGUGAAAACGUUGUUUAGACAUGGGGAAACGCGGUAGAGUGCAAAAAAAAUAUCGACAUAAAUAUAGUCUUCAAAUAACAAUGCUGGAUUCAACAAAUGAAAAAAAAAAUUUAGAGUCAGAGUGCAUGGGUCAAGUAAUAACCCAAAUUAUUUCCUAUAAUUCUGAUUUGAAAGAAAAUAUCAAUGGUCCUCAAGAUUGUACACCAGAAUUUGAAUUAUUAGAGAAUAAAAAGAUAGGAUACUAUAAUGAUAUGAGUCCAAAAAUGAAUAUACGAUUGCCAAAAUUCAAACUCAAUCUUGACACACCAGAAAAUGACGAUAUGGAUAACAUAGAAGACAAAAAAAAUUUUACUAAUAGAGAAAAAGAUGAUUUUAAAAAUUCAAAAGAUUCGAAGAAAACAUUAUCAGUAGAAAAAGUUUUUGAAAGUGUAAAUGAAAAAAGCACGUUAGGAUCCACUUUAAAAGUUAAUGAUUUUACAAAAGGAUUUUCUUUGAGUUGUAAAAGUGAUUCAGAACUUUUCGAUAUACCUCGAAAAGAAAUGACAUCACUAAGUAGGUAUUUUAAAAUAUCUUCAUCAACUUUCAAUUUGACAGUAUCAGAUCGAAGCAAUUCUUUGAAUUACUUUUUUGCUAGCAGACCAAUACAGAAUAACUCUAAUACUAAUAAUGAUUGUUCGAAUAAUUUUGGUCAUGGAAAUGAAUUUUUAAAAAAAAUUAGUAAUAUUAAAGAUGAUUGUUUAUUAUCUAACAAAAAUUGUAAUAGAAAAUCAUUUAUUAAUGACUGUUGCGUUAAAAUUAAUGAUAAUGAAAAACUAAAAAGCACAAAUCUAAAAUAUAUUUCAAACAUUUAUGAAGACAAGAACUGGGAUUCUACAUUAGAAAAUAUAGCAUGUAUUAAUUUACCAGUAGUUUCAGAUGUUGAUAUUAAAACAUUAGGAACUGAGUCGCAUGUAAUAGUACUAAAUAAUGUCUCUGACAUAGCUUUUUUAACUUCUGGCAUAAAAAGUUAUAUGUUUUUAAAAAAAUUGAAAGCAUCUUUCAUUAAACUCAAAACAUGCUGCAGUAGAUUAAUCAAAAAAUGUAUCAUUUGGAUAAAAAAGGGAUGUAAAACUAUUAAAAAUUCACUAUCACUUAUUAUCACAGCAUCAAAUUCAUCUGCACUAAUAAAUAGCGAAUUGAUGCAAGUAGUUGCUGUAGUUAGAUGUGAAAAUGAAAGAAUUCUAUCAGUAUUGUCAGAAAAGAUGUGUUCUUUAUCUCAAGAACUGACAGAGGUUCGAAUGAGCAGUGAAGCAAAUUUGCAAGCAUUGAAAAAUGAAAUGAAUAAGGCACAAACUUCUAAUAUUCUGCUGACAGAAACUACUAAUAAUUUGGUAAAAGAAUUUAAAACUUUGCAGACAAAAGUUCAAGAAAUCAAGUAUACUUCACUAUUAGAAUUAUCAGCAAUUAGAAAAGAUUCAGUUGUACCUCCACCUUCUCUAAUUUCUUCAUGCUGUAGUACUUUUGCAGUUGCUCCACCUCACUCUCCACUUUCACCUUCAUCUUCAUCUUUAUCUUCAACUCCACCACCACCACCACCACCACCACCACCACCACCACCACCACCACCACCACCACCACCAUCACCAUCACCAUCAUUAAUGCUUAUCUCAAAAUUAAAAAAUACAAACUUAGUUACAAUAAAUAAGAAAUUCAACAGUAAUACAUCAGUAAAAAAAUGUUCUACAUCUUUGAACAGUAGACCAACUAUUACUGUUGAAGAUUUGCUCAAUGUUACACUUAAAAAAGCUCCUCAAAAUUUCAAAGCAGAAAAUCGCCGAAACAUGGUACCAGGGCCAAGAGGACCAGUCAUAUCUUUGGAUAUGUUGCGCAAUGUUAAGUUGAAGUCCGCCCGCCGAAGAUCAUUGGAUCAACAUAAAUCGCCAAGAAGUAUGUCUCGUUUGACGAGAAAUCGUUCACAAUUGAAUGUCAACCUUUCUCCACGCGCGCUGCAUGCUGAGAGUUCUCUAUCUCGAUUACUGAAACAUGCUGAUACAAAUAAACGGAUUUUUUAAAAAAUAUACUGUCUCCAGUAGUACCGCCAGUGAUGUUAGUCAUACCAUUUUGUCAUUCAAAAUCUGCUAUAAAUUAAUAAAUAUUGACGGCUUGUAAAGAUCUUUUGAUCUAAGAAGACUAGAUAUAUGAUAAUUUAAUUUUUGACAAUUAUUUUGUAAAACAAAUCAAUUCAAUGUUAUUGUUAUUGCUAUACUUGUUUUCAAGUUUGAAUUUUUUCCUAAUAUUUAUAAUAUAACCAUUUAAGAUCUGCAAGUCAGUACGGAAUAAAUUAUUUUUAUAUUAUUUGAGUCUUAUUUUCCUUGGUUAUAUUUUAUUUAAUGUUCGGCACACUAGUAUAUGUUUAAAAUAAUUAAAGUUCAAGCAAAGAAAGCAAAUCAAAAUAAUAGAUAUUUAUAAUCACUUUAUUUUCAAUUUCCACGAAUGGCUUUACAGUAAAAGUUAUAUUCCGUAUAAUGUAUUAAUUCUAAUACAGAGCAUCAGAAUGCAGAUUCAAAAUAUAAAAGAUAAUACUUUUUUCAACUUUCCUUUCAUCAAAAGAAUUUGAUAGAGUAUCUUACGUAUCUACACAUCUUGAUGAAAGCCCUUUUUAUUACUAAAAUUUUCAAGUGUUAUGUUUUUUAAAUUUAUUCAUAUGGUUAUGAUAAUCGCUUUGAAAACACAUGACGUGUACAAUUAUAUAAUGAUAUUUUUUCAUGUUAUUUACUUUAUUCUAUUGCAAAAAUUUAGCAUAGGAUAAUCGCUUUUGAAAACACAUGACGUGUACAAUUAUACAAUGAUAUUUUUUCAUGUUAUUUACGUUAUUCUAUUGCAAAAAUGUAUCUUAAUUAUUUUGUUUGACGUUUCCUAUAAUUAAAAAUAUCAAUAAUCUUACUUAGCAGUAUUAAUAAUUAUUUUAGUUAUUCUUAUAUAUAUAAUUUUACGCAAUGUUACUAAUAUAAUACUUAUUUGCAGGGGAUAACACGCAGUAUACAGGCAUGAACUUAAAAUUGUUUCUAUCCCUCUACAUAUUAGGUAAUUAUCAACAAAUGUAUUCUGUUUUUGCAUGUACAAGAGCCAAUCUGGAAAAUGUAAUACAGCUCUUGAAUUUCGCCUCU
Phymastichus coffea is the source of this 3362-nucleotide messenger RNA. RefSeq names its product arp2/3 complex-activating protein rickA-like. The record is from RefSeq and is a predicted model, not a curated record. Gene Ontology annotation, biological process: actin filament polymerization. Bases 237 to 2267 code for a protein of 676 amino acids. Gene Ontology annotation, molecular function: actin binding; microtubule binding. The transcript is spliced from 6 exons. NCBI's taxonomy places the organism in Eukaryota, Metazoa, Arthropoda, Insecta, Hymenoptera, Eulophidae. Gene Ontology annotation, cellular component: actin filament; cytoplasm.